This is a messenger RNA of Sipha flava (yellow sugarcane aphid), 3934 nucleotides long. Its product is annotated as zinc finger protein 2-like. The record is from RefSeq and is a predicted model, not a curated record. Gene Ontology annotation, molecular function: zinc ion binding. The transcript is spliced from 5 exons. Lineage: Eukaryota; Metazoa; Arthropoda; Insecta; Hemiptera; Aphididae. Gene Ontology annotation, cellular component: nucleus. The coding region runs from base 153 to 2318 and encodes 721 amino acids.
AAUAAACAAUUAAAACAAUAUUGAUAAGACAAAAUGGAUUUUGUGGUUUUUGACGAACUAUAAUAUUGUUAUCUGUUUAUUUUGAAAAUUUUGUCGGACAACUUUAACGACCCGUCAUUAUUCCGUAAACGCGUAGUGAAAGUUUCCUUAAAAUGAAACACAGAUUCGAUUUAGACUUAAAUGCACUAUGUAGACUAUGUCUUAAUAAAGGACCUGAACUUCGUCCAAUCUUUGAUUUCGAUGUAAAUUUCUCGUACCUUAUCGAAUCAUGUGUGGGACUAGAAAUACACCAGUAUGAUCCGGGUCCAACCCAAAUAUGCAUCGACUGUUUGACUAAUUUGGAAAAUUGGGAAGGAUUUAAACAAAAAUGUAUCUCUGCAAAUGAAAGCAUUCAAGAAUACCUCAAGCAAUUAGAAGAGGAUACAUUCAUUGAAACUGUAAACAAAAUUGAAAAGUUUGACAGUCAACUAGAACCUGAGGAACACAAUGAUAAUUAUGACAGUACGUUCAAUAAUGAAUCAAACAGUCAAGAUUCUGAUAAUGAUUCUUUAAAGUCUAAGUCGCCAAUUUCAAUAACAGCUCAUGAAGUGUACCCAAGAUUAGUUAAAAGGGAUGGAAAAGUUUCAGAUGUGACCAACAUAACUAUAAACAGGAAAAAACGUUAUGAAUGCGCGUUAUGUCCUUUUAUAAAUUUUACCCAAAAAGAAUCAUUGUAUGAUCAUCUAAUUGAUAGCCAUAGUUUAGAAGAAAAUAACACUCCACAUUAUUGUCUAAUAUGCAAUAAAGGAUAUUGUAGUUUUAAAAUAUACCAAGAGCAUUUGACUGCCGAACAAGAACUACACGGCAGUAUUCAAAUUCAGGAUAAAAUCAAAGAUUGCACUUUUGGCUGCGGCUUGUGUAGCUGUAAAUUCGGCCGGUCAACCAGUCUUUACCGGCACCUCAGGAACCAUGCUUUGAAAAAAGAUCUCAUGCCAUAUGUUUGUUCGUUCUGUCAAGUAGGAUUUCUGGACAAGCACAGUCUUUACCUGCACGCGUCGACCGAUCAUCACGCCGCGUCCGUUGCCGUCAACGAACCGGACGAGGAACAUAACGGGCGACCAUCGCCGGCGUACCGUUCGAACGCGGACGAGUGUGCGGAGAACCGGGUGACGGCGACCGUGGAGGACGCGGACGCGGUGCGUGGGGACGGUUGCAUGUACGCGAUCACCACGAAGCGCAGGAUCAAGAAGCUGAGGACGGUGGAGGACAAGCGGGCCAAGUACCGCGAGCACUACCGGCGGUUCCAGUCCAAGACGUACACGUGCGAGUUCUGUGACGGCGUGUCAUACUCGCGGUUCUGCGACCUGUCCAACCACGACCGGACCGCGCACGACGACAUGGCCAAGGAGUUCAGCUGCCCGACGUGCGGCAAGCUGUUCCUAACGGACAGCCGGCUGCAGAUCCACCGAAACGCAUUCCACGCGGAGAAGGCGUUCAGCUGCGACGUGUGCCACGUGCGAUGCAAGUCCAAGCACACGUUGCGCACGCACAUGCGCAAGCACAGCGGCGUGUUCGCGUGCCCGUACUGCCAACUGACCACGGCCAGCAACGCGGCGCUGGUGUCGCACGUGCGCGUGCACACCGGAGAGAAGCCGUUCGUGUGCGACAUGUGCGGCAACUCGUACGCGUCCAAACUGGGCCUCACGUCCCACAAGCGCACCCACCUGCACGAGGCGCUGUUCAAGUGUAACGUGUGCGGUUACACCGGGUCCAGCCACAGUUCCAUCUAUAUACACCGGCAGACGCACAACUCGGACAAGCCGUUCGUGUGUGACGUGUGCGGCAAGACGUUCAAGAUCAAGGUGCGCCUGGUCGACCACCAGAAGAUCCAUUUCGCCGCCAAGAACUUCGUGUGCGAAGUGUGCAACAAGGCGUUCCUGGCCCGGUACCAGCUGGUGCAGCACUCGCGCACCCACUCGGGCGAGAAGCCGUUCCCUUGCCAUCUGUGCGACAAGUCGUUCGCGCGGCGCGACGGCCUUUCCGAGCACAUCAGGACGCACACGGGCGAGAAGCGAUAUACGUGUCCCGAGUGCUUCGCCACGUUCUCGUUCUACAAGACCAUGAAGAAUCACAAGUGUACCGUCGCGAGUAAGCAGCAGCAAGACGACCGCUUACCGGCCACACCGCCAAUCAAAGGGCCGUCUACCUCUCAGCCAACUUCAACGGCCGAUAGCGCUCCAUCGGUGACCGCGGACUGUUGUCCGUCGUACACGGCGCUUCCUAUCCUACAGGUAGACCACGUGUCCUCCGCUUAUCCCGCCGGCAGGCAACCCAGUUAAAUUCCUGACGUUUUAUCUGCACAGAUUACCUAUCGUAUUAUAACCAUACCUUACAGGGUGUUCGAUAAGCGUGUGCCCGACUCCCGUUAUCGCGUCAAUCACCCAACCGACCGUCGGUUACAAUUUCGUCUCAAUAAAUAUUUCCAUUUUCACAAUUUUACCAGGGCCUGAUUCAGGCAUUUUGAGGCAUUCUAAAAAAAAAAGUUCAUAAAAAUCUGAAUCCUCCUUACACGGAGGCCAUAGGAAUUUGUUUAUCCUGCUUAAUGGUAAAUAUGACCCUGAAUUUUACUGUAUAGAGAUAUUUCUCCUUGAGAACCUAUCCUUGUUUAAAGAUAUUAUUUUAUAAUACUAAAUAUGCACUAAAAUAAUAUAUUAAACGAUUACAUAUAAUUUGUAAAUAAUUUUUAGUCACGCGUACAUGAAAGAUUAAUUUGCAAUGCGAUGGAAAGUGACAAUUUUCCGCCCAGAGGACGGAAUAGAUUUCUUCUUGGCCCACCAUUGUGUUAUUCAUUACCUUUUUCGCAUUUUCGCAGUAAUAAAAAAGUAUGACGAAAAAAAUUACCUUUGUGUAAUUCGUGUGUGAAAAAAAUAUCAGCCUUGAACGAAAUACAGCUCUUGCCUGCAGCAGAAAUUUCUCGUUUCCAGCCUUUGCCACACAAGGUAAUAUUUUAUCAGAGAAGUGACUUAUAGGCUUUUAUAACAUACCAAUAGAUUUUCUGGUCCGUGUCUAUUUACAGUUUUUUAGUUAUAGUAUUCGUUUAAAUAGCAUUCAUAUAAUACACACCCACACUUAUCGAACUCCUAUUUACAUAUCUUCAGAAGAACUAGGACCCAUACCAAUGGCCACAAAUGGUGACUCAUUGUUUUUUUUGAUGGUUUUAAAAUUAUUUAAUCUUCGCAUGGUUAAUCAUCAAUCAUCAUAUUAAAUAUUUUAUGACGGUGAAAAACCAUUGGUUAAUUUUUUAACAUUAUAACAAUAAUAUAACGAAUCCCAACAAUUUAAGUGUCCAUAUCCAUAUCCAUAUUUCAUCAUAAACUCACGUGAGGUAAAAUCAUUUCUAGUGUGUAGGUACAGAAGUUGUUUUCGAAGCACAUAAUUUCCGCGUGUGAUAUUCUGAUUUCCUAUCUUGUUCUAUAACAGUAAUAUUACUUUACACGACAGAAACGUCACUUAAGGAAUCUUAAUUUAUCUGAACUACUUACCUCAAAGUGUUUUGCAAACUUUCCAUUUGUCUUCCAAUUUCUUAUUAUUUGUAUCUAUUAAUACUAUACAUAUUUAAGUUAAAAAAAUAUUAUUACCAUUCACCUAAUAUGCCAUUUUAUAUUUCUCGAAUCACUUGAGAUAAAUUCAAAAAAUGGAACAUUGUUUGAAAUAAAACAUUAUUAUUUAAUUAUUAAAAGAUUAUAUGAGAACAUAAAAACUGAUAUCCUAAAUCCAUCGACUACGGUACACUACCUCUUUUAAUCACCUUUAAAUAUAAUAGUCUUCCUUUUUCAUGAGAAGCACAUCUUUUAAUGUCGCUCUUAACAAUUUGUUUGAUUUCCGAUAAUGUUUUUUCUACAUGAAUGUUUUCUGCAUGUCGAAACUUAGAGAUUUAUAAUUUAUUUAAUUAUUU